CUGAAGCAGGUAGUGAUCCUCCUCAUCAACACUCAACAUGUUCAACAGCAGCAGGAGCUCCAUGGGAGGUGGAAUGUACGGCAGCUCCAUGUUAAUGGGAGGAGGUCGAGCGUCCAGCAGCUCCAUGUACGGUGGAGCAGGAGGCUCCUCCGUUAAGAUCUCCAGCAGCUCCUCUCAGUAUGCCAGCGGCGGUGGCGGCUAUGGCGGUGGCGGCUAUGGCGGUGGCGGCGGCGGCGGCAGCAGCAGCUACAGCUUCAGCUCUGGUGGAGGUUCUGGAUUUGGCUUCGGCUCUGGAGGUGGCGGCGGCGGCGGCAGCAUCGACAUCUCCGUCAGCGAGAAGGCCACCAUGCAGAACCUGAACGACCGGCUGGCCACCUACCUGGACAAGGUCCGCAAGCUGGAGAUCGCCAACGGGGAGCUGGAGCUGAAGAUCAGGCAGUUCCUGGAGAGCAAGACGUCGCCGUCUUCCAGAGACUACAGUGUCUACUACGCCACCAUCGCAGAGCUGCAGCAAAAGAUCCAGGAUGCCACCAAAAUCAACGGCGGCAUCUACCUAUCCAUCGACAAUGCCAAACUGGCCACUGACGACUUCAGGCUCAAGUUCGAGAACGAGCUGGCCAUGCGUCAGUCGGUGGAGGCCGACAUCGCCGGUCUGAGGAGGGUCCUGGACGAGCUGACCCUGAGCCGGACCGACCUGGAGAUGCAGAUCGAGGGCCUGAAGGAGGAGCUGAUCUUCCUCAAGAAGAACCACGAGGAGGAGCUGCUGUCCAUGCGCGACCAGAUGAGCGGCCAGGUGAACGUGGAGGUAGACGCUGCUCCUCAGGUCGACCUUUCCAAGAUCAUCGCGGAUGUCCGGGAAGAGUACGAGGCGAACGCCGCCAAGAGCGCCAAAGAGCUGGAGGGCUGGUUCCAGACCAAGUCAGAAGCACUGAACCAGGAAGUCGCUAUCAGCACCGAGGUCAUCCAGACGUCCAAAACAGAGCUCACGGAUCUGAAGCGGACUCUGCAGGGCCUGGAGAUUGAGCUGCAGUCUCAGCUCAGCAUGAAAUUGUCCUUGGAGGCCACCCUGGCCGAGACACAGAGCCGCUACUCCAUGAAGCUGUCUGGGUACCAGAUGCAGGUGACCUCCAUGGAGGAGCAGCUGAUGCAGCUGAGGGCCGACCUGGAGAGGCAGGGACAGGAGUACCAGGCGCUGCUGGACAUCAAGACCAGACUGGAGAUGGAGAUCGCCGAGUACAGAAGGCUGCUGGACGGAGAAGGCGGCGGCGGAUUCAGCAGCAGCAGCAAGAGCAGCAUGGUCAAGAGCAGCAGCAGCGGUGGAAGCUCGUCCAGCUCCAGCAGCACCAGCAAAACCACCACCAAGGUCAUCACGGUGGUGGAGGAGAUCGUGGACGGGAAGGUGGUGAGCUCGUCCCAGCAGGUCAUGUAAACAGACCCGGCGAGCUCCAGCAGGAGGCGCUCUCACAGAAACAAACACACGCCAAUAAAAAGUCUGCUGACGCGCUUCAAAAUAAAAGCUUAGAUGUUG
Messenger RNA from Anarrhichthys ocellatus (wolf-eel), 1528 nucleotides. Its product is annotated as keratin, type I cytoskeletal 13-like. Gene Ontology annotation, molecular function: structural molecule activity. The transcript is spliced from 6 exons. The record is from RefSeq and is a predicted model, not a curated record. Lineage: Eukaryota; Metazoa; Chordata; Actinopteri; Perciformes; Anarhichadidae. Bases 38 to 1429 code for a protein of 463 amino acids. Gene Ontology annotation, cellular component: cytoskeleton.